Messenger RNA from Raphanus sativus (radish), 1739 nucleotides. RefSeq names its product glycosyl hydrolase 5 family protein. The transcript is spliced from 4 exons. NCBI's taxonomy places the organism in Eukaryota, Viridiplantae, Streptophyta, Magnoliopsida, Brassicales, Brassicaceae. The coding region runs from base 23 to 1600 and encodes 525 amino acids. Gene Ontology annotation, molecular function: hydrolase activity, hydrolyzing O-glycosyl compounds. The record is from RefSeq and is a predicted model, not a curated record.
AAAGAAACACACAACAACAAAAAUGACUAGAUCCAUCUAUUUGUGUCUCUCCGUCUUCUUAUUCAUUUCUUGGAUUCCAAAGCUAACCACAAGCUACCCUCUCUCCACAAAAUCAAGAUGGAUCGUGGAUGAGAAAGGCCAAAGAGUGAAGCUAGCCUGCGUGAACUGGCCGGCGCAUCUCCAGCCCGCGGUGGCUGAAGGGCUAAGCAAACAACCAUUAGACUCCAUUUCCAAGAAGAUUGUAUCAAUGGGAUUUAACUGCGUUAGGCUCACCUGGCCUCUUGAUUUGAUGACUAAUGACACAUUGGCUCAUAAUGUUACCGUCAAACAGUCUUUUGAAAGGUUGAAUCUGCUUGAUGAUGUUCUUGGCAUUCAAACUCACAACCCCAAAAUCCUUAACCUACCCAUAUUCAAUGCAUUCCAGGAAGUGGUAACGAACCUUGGACAAAACGGAGUGAUGGUGAUACUAGACAACCACUUGACAACGCCAGGAUGGUGUUGCAGCGACAACGACCUUGACGCCUUCUUCGAAUACCCUAACUUUGAUCCUGUCAUCUGGACCAAGGGAUUGAGCAAGAUGGCUACUCAUUUCCGCAAUGUCACUAAUGUCGUUGGCAUGAGCCUUAGGAACGAACCACGUGGCACGAGAGAUUUCCCUGACCUCUGGUUCAGGUACAUGCCAAAAGGAGGAGAAGCAGUACACGCCGCAAACCCUGAAGUAUUAGUCAUCCUCUCCGGCAUCGACUACGACACAAACCUCUCUUUCCUCCGUGACCGUUUCUUCAACGUCAGCUUCACUAACAAGCUCGUCUUCGAGCAACAUUGGUACAGCUUCUCCGACGGCCGAGACUCGUGGAAGAAACAAAACUCCAACGAUUUCUGCGCAAGAAUCAUCGAGAAAGUCACACAUAACGGAGGAUUCUUGAUGGGGAGAGGCUUUCCUUUGUUCUUGACUGAGUUUGGGGCUAACCUGAGAAGCGGUGACGUUAGUGGAAACCGGUAUAUGAAUUGUUUGGUGGCUUGGGCUGCGGAGAAUGAUUUGGAUUGGGCGGUUUGGGCAUUAACCGGAGAUUAUUAUUUGAGAACCGGCCAAAAACAUAUGGUUGAGACUUUUGGCGUUUUGGAUCCUAACUGGAAAGAGGUCGCCAACUCUACUUACUUGCAGAAACUCUCCGGAAUUCAACUUCCAGUUAGAGGACCCGGUCUACAAUCCAAAAAACUUCUCUUCCACCCAACAACGGGCCUCUGCGUCACCAGUAAUCUCUCAAACAAUUUACCAACACUUCGAUUGGAACAAUGCCGUAAAGCCGAGUCGUCGACCUUUGAUCCUAGUGAAGGUAUUCUUUGGAGUAACAAAAUGUGCGUCGAGAUUCCAGAUGCUGUUGGACAGAAGGUGAAGCUUGGAGUUGGCACUAAGUGCUCUAAGUUGGGACAAACCUCAGCCACUCACAUGCAUUUGUCGUUUAAGACAACCAGUAGUGGUUCGUUGCUAUGUCUUGAUGUGGAUGAACGUGACAACAGCAUCGUCGCUAACCCUUGCAAGUGUUUGACCAAGGAUGCUUCUUGUGACCCAGCGAGCCAAUGGUUCAAAGUUCUUUAAAUUGUGUUCGUUUUCUUUAUAAAAUGAUCACGUUCUUUAUGUUUAUAUUCGGGACAAUAUAUAUGUGUAAUCAAGAUCGUGAUCGAGCAUGUUCUGAUGUUUAUAUUAAUUUCUUAAAAUGAAAAAUAAAAUUUCACUA